This is a messenger RNA of Exophiala aquamarina CBS 119918, 1041 nucleotides long. RefSeq lists its product as uncharacterized. Bases 1 to 1041 code for a protein of 346 amino acids. The record is from RefSeq and is a predicted model, not a curated record. The transcript has 2 exons. Gene Ontology annotation, biological process: DNA-templated transcription. Lineage: Eukaryota; Fungi; Ascomycota; Eurotiomycetes; Chaetothyriales; Herpotrichiellaceae. Gene Ontology annotation, cellular component: nucleus. Gene Ontology annotation, molecular function: DNA binding; zinc ion binding.
AUGAACAAUCUGGUACCUUCUGUGUCGAAAAUUGGGAACGACGUGCUUCAUACCGAAACUGAACCUACUUUCAACGGCUGGGAUAUUCCGGACGAAGUGGCACUUGAAUUGAUCGAUAUUUUCUUCUCGAAAAUUCAACCAAUACUACCCAUUAUGCAUCGACCACUUUUCUAUGAUAGAUUCACCCAACUUGAGGAACAAACUCGGAGACUUGUAAGUAGGAGGGAGAGCAGCCAGGAUGCUGCAUUCAUGAUAGAAGGGAUCUUUGCACUUACAGCAAGGUUUUCGAAAGCCGCAAUUUUCCACAACUCCCUAGUACUUGAUCGAGGUCAAGUUUUUGCAAACAAAGCAGCAGCUAUCAAGGACGACAUCAUUAAAACGAUUGAAGAACCCACACUAGAUUUUGUCAAGGGUUGCACUAUACUCGCGUUCUAUUACGUUGUCUCGGGAAGGCUAACAGCCGGAUCAUUACUUACUAGUGUUUGCGUACGCUUUGCGUACGACCUUGGGCUAGAUAAAGUCGAUGAAGACCAAUCGCUUGAUGACAGGACGUAUGGAGGAGAAGAAGCUGGCUAUUCAGAUGCUUGGCUUCGCAGAGAAGAGCUUCGAAGACUCUGGUGGAGUAUCUGGGACCUUGACACCUUUGUGGCCACUCUUUCUCGUCAACCCUACGCGAUCGAGAGAGGAGGGAUGAAAGUCCUUCUGCCGGUUUCCGACCAACAAUGGUUCUCUGGAGUUCCAAUAAGAUCAUCUCUCCUCGAAGGCGAACCACUUAACCUGUGGCGAAGCCUUCAGGGGUCACCAAACCGGAAUCCUCGGGCUUGGUAUCUAGUAAGCAACUAUCUCAUGUCUUGUAUUGCCGUGGCUGGUCGCAAGCAGCCCCGAAUCUCAGCUGUCAAAAAAUUAGAAUUGGAGAGCGCACUUUGCUGCCUCAAACUGGCCUUGCCUGCGAGUUUCCAGCUUCGAUCUCUUUAUCUGGACGAUCAGACCUCUGUCGAUGGCAAUUGGAUAAUCUCCACACAUUUGAUGAUCAUCGCGUAA